Messenger RNA from Myotis davidii, 944 nucleotides. RefSeq names its product caspase 6 (gene CASP6). Gene Ontology annotation, biological process: apoptotic process; proteolysis. NCBI's taxonomy places the organism in Eukaryota, Metazoa, Chordata, Mammalia, Chiroptera, Vespertilionidae. Bases 225 to 944 code for a protein of 239 amino acids. The record is from RefSeq and is a predicted model, not a curated record. Gene Ontology annotation, cellular component: cytoplasm. The transcript has 6 exons.
UUGACAUUUCCCAGAGGCAGGUUAGUCCCUCCAGGCGCCAGGCGGCUAAACCUGCGUGUCCCCGCCCCGCCCCGAGGCGCUGUGCAUCCCACCCCACCCCACUCCACCCCCAGCUCUGCUGGGAAGGGAGAAACCUUAUCCCCCGAGGCUCCCGGCCGGGGCGGAGACGGUGGAGGAAGGGGCGGUGCUGCAGACGGGCUCUAGGAAGCGGAGACCAACGGGUUAUGGACGCUGCGCUCGCCCCGAUGAGCUCGGUGCCCGGGCCCCGAGAGGCUGGCCCUGCAGGUGAGGAACAAAACAUGACAGAAACAGAUGCCUUCUACAGGAGUGAAAUGUUUGAUCCAGCAGAAAAGUACAAAAUGGACCACAAGAGGAGGGGACUCGCUUUAAUCUUCAACCAUGAGAGGUUCUUCUGGCACCUAGCGCUGCCGGAAAGGCGAGGCACCAACGCAGACAGAGACAAUCUUACGCGCAGGUUUUUAGAUCUCGGAUUUGAAGUGAAAUGUUUUAACGAUCUGAGAGCAGAAGAACUGCUGCUCAAAAUUCAUGAGGCAUCAACCUCUAGCCAUGUAGAUGCGGAUUGCUUUGUAUGCGUUUUCCUGAGUCAUGGCGAAGGCAAUCACAUUUACGCGUAUGAUGCCAAAAUUGAAAUUCAAACACUGACUGGCUUGUUCAAAGGAGACAAGUGUAAGAGCCUGGUUGGAAAACCCAAGAUAUUUAUCAUUCAGGCAUGUCGGGGAAACCAGCAUGACGUGCCAGUCAUUCCUUUGGAUGUCGUGGACCAUCCAGCAGACAAGCUGGAUGCCAAUGUCACCCAGGUGGAUGCGGCCUCCGUUUACACCCUACCUGCGGGAGCAGACUUCCUCAUGUGCUACUCUGUUGCAGAAGGUAUGUGGGUGUUUAAUACAAACAUAGAUGUGGCUCUCCUGGCUAAGUUCCUUUAA